Molecule: messenger RNA, 5051 nt
Organism: Dama dama (fallow deer)
Lineage: Eukaryota; Metazoa; Chordata; Mammalia; Artiodactyla; Cervidae
Gene: SKAP2
Product: src kinase associated phosphoprotein 2
Exons: 13
Coding region: 186-1262 (358 amino acids)
Cellular component (GO): cytoplasm; plasma membrane
Molecular function (GO): protein binding
Source: RefSeq, a predicted model, not a curated record
AGUCCAGCAGCUGUGGCUGGGGCUUCAGUGACUUCCUUGUUAUGAGCCUCGGCUUGGCAGUGUCCGGACUCUUGGCCCCGCUGUCCUUACCGGGAUAGUCCGAGUCUAGAUCGCAGCCGCAACCCUAGCGGGUCGGUUCCCCUUUCAGCACAGAUCCUUCCCCCUCACGCCCCGAGCUCCCUAACAUGCCCAACCCCAGCAGCACGUCCUCUCCCUACCCCCUCCCCGAGGAAAUUAGGAACCUGUUGGCAGAUGUUGAAACAUUUGUAGCAGACAUACUGAGAGGGGAAAAUUUAUCCAAGAAAGCAAAGGAAAAGAGAGACUCUCUUGUUAAGAAGAUAAAAGAUGUAAAGUCUAUUUAUCUUCAGGAAUCUCAAUACAAAGGUGAUGCAGAAGAUGGCGAAGAAUAUGAUGACCCUUUUGCUGGGCCUCCAGACACUAUUUCAUUAGCCUCAGAAAGAUAUGAUAAAGAUGAUGAAGCUCCCUCUGAUGGAAACCAGUUUCCUCCAAUUGCAGCCCAGGACCUUCCUUUUGUGUUAAAGGCUGGCUACCUUGAAAAACGCAGAAAAGAUCACAGUUUUCUGGGAUUUGAAUGGCAGAAACGGUGGUGUGCUCUCAGUAAAACGGUGUUCUAUUAUUAUGGAAGUGAUAAAGACAAACAGCAGAAAGGCGAAUUUGCAAUAGACGGCUACAAUGUCAGGAUGAAUAACACUCUUAGGAAGGAUGGAAAGAAAGAUUGCUGUUUUGAAAUCUCUGCUCCUGAUAAACGUAUCUAUCAGUUCACAGCAGCUUCUCCCAAAGAUGCCGAAGAAUGGGUGCAGCAGCUGAAAUUUGUGUUACAAGAUAUGGGGUCUGAUGUUAUUCCUGAGGAUGAUGAGGAGAGAGGAGAGCUGUACGAUGAUGUCGAUCAUCCUCUCCCAGGCAGUUCACCAACAAGGAGUCUGCCAAAUGAUGAUGAAAUUUAUGAAGAACUUCCAGAAGAGGAGGAGGACGGAGCUCUGAUCAAAGUGGAGGAACAAAGGAAGAUGAGUCAGGACAGUGUUCACUACACCACAGGAGAUAAAAGCACCGAUUAUGCUAAUUUUUACCAGGGUUUGUGGGACUGCACAGGAGCUCUUUCUGAUGAAUUGUCAUUUAAACGUGGUGAUGUGAUUUACAUUCUUAGCAAGGAAUACAAUAGAUAUGGCUGGUGGGUAGGAGAAAUGAAGGGAGCCAUUGGCUUGGUGCCGAAAGCCUACAUAAUGGAGAUGUAUGAUAUUUGAGAGUCCUGGGCAGGGAAAAAUCAACAUUUUGUCUGAAGAGAAAAAUUAAAAUGCAGCUUUCUCUUUCUGCUCGCAAAAAAGGAAGAUUCCUCUGCUAGUCUGCAAAUCUUUUGGAUUGAGAAUCACUGUAAAAGCAUGAAUGACAGUUCAUAACCUUUCUUUGUUUUGUUGAGCAUCAUUUGUCUUUGUUGUUUUAUGCGUUCAUUAUAAUAUUCCUCUGAUGUGAAAUUAAAUGAAGGAUAUUAAUGUAAAUUAGAAGUAAGCAGUAAAGUUGUACCUGUUGCUAUUUUGCAAAGAAAUAAAUCAAUAGUUUUUAUUUACUCAUUUGAUUGAUGUGAGGAAUUCAGCACUGUUUUGUAUGUAUCACAGUCAUUGCUACUACUAGUAUGAGUUGUAAUUUCUCUUAAUACUGGAUAUCAAUGUUUUUAUAAUGUAAAAUAUAAUUUCAAGAAACUUUGAUAGAAUAUAUCUCACAAGUUUUUGAUAAAUGCUAUCUAAAGAAUGUAGCUUUGUUAAAACUUUGUAGAUGAGUCAUCUUAGUAUUUAUUUUUCACAUAGUAGUAACAUGUUUUCAUGGAAGAAUUUUUACUGAUUGGCAAGUUUACUUUAUGUUGAAUAUAGCCAUGAGAAAGAAAAAUGGUAGAAUUGCAAAUUCUGUCACCUUCUGCAACACAUGUGCAGACCAGAAUCAUGGUUUGUACAAAGCCCUUUACCAGUAAUAAAUACCCUGGUUAUAUAAUGGGCUUGCCAACAUUUUCUACUGUAGUUUUCUUUAAAUUUAAUAAAACAAAAAAUUUACCUGAGGCCCCAUUCUGCCACGAAUGAAAUGGCAUAAAGAAUCUCAAUGUAUUGUCAAAAUCAGAAGGCAUAACCGAGUACUUUUACUUUGCCUGAUCCUUCCUAUGCUAUUGAAGUCCUACCACGAAACUACUAGUACAGACUUGAGAAGUACAGCUCUGAACUUCUCAAAGCAAUGAGAAGAGAAGGAAGGCUCAGAGAGGAGGGUGUGGAAAUCAUGGUGGGAACAUGUACCAACAGGUGAGUGGAAGGUUGGUGUCAGUCUGACACAGGAGGUGUAAAUUGUACUCCAGAGCAAGGUUUGUGGAAUUAUAGUAUUACUUUUUUAUGUAUGGUUGAAAUCAAAGGUAUUUUAAAUGUCUACAAGGUACCACUGUGAUGUAUAUAUAUCAAAAUAUACUACUGAUUGGAUAAUUAUUUGGAGUAAAUAUAAUCUGCUAAUAAUGAAUCAUUGAUUAGAAGAUACUACUUUUAUGGAACUUUUCAGAUCUUUGCUUUAAAGAUAAAGAUUCUAAACAUGCAAACGAGUUGAUAAUAUUUAAAAACCUCUAUUAUUUAUAAAAAUUAUCUACAAAUAAUAUUUCAGAGUUUAUAUUUUACUGUUAGCCCCUCCCUAACCCAUGUGAUUAUCACCUUCAUGUGAUUAUCUGAUUUCACAUAUAAAAAUAUAUCUAUUAAUUUGGGAGAUUGUAGGUAAAUUCUAGUUUAUAUCAAUUAAUUAGACAUUAUCAAGUUAAAGCUUUCAGAAAUUAAUUUGUGCACUUGUUAAUCUUGUUCUAAUAUAGAACCAUUGGAAUAGAUUGAAAUCGUCUUGGCAAAAGUGAGACAACCAAGGAUGAAUGUAGUGGAUUGUUUUCAAGACCUGAGAGAUUGAAAAGUGAAAGCAAUUGUGGGUUCCACUGUAAAUGUAGACUUCCUUGUAAGGUAUACGUUUUGUGCUUCUGAUCCAAGUGAAGAUUUUAGUCCUGGGCCAGUAGAUGGCAGCAGCUUUUCAUUGCAUAGGAACCCACUUGGAAACCCCUCCCCCACUCCGGCACGGACUCACUCCAAAUGUAAAGUAUUUAGAAGAUUACUGCCUCCUUUUACAGUUAAUCCAGGAGAGGGAGUCCUUUGCCAACUGAUGCCAGACAGUCUCUGUGAAUGGUGACAAUACAGAAAAAAAAAGUGUUAAGUUGUGUCCAGAGCUCCUCUGCCCUUUGUUCCUUUUUAGUUGCAUACAGGUGGGAGAUAAGAAAAGAAACAAAAAAAUUUUAAUUGGAAUGACAGGAAAAACAAUCAUUACUUUCAACUCGUGACUCCUUUAAAUUCAUCUGGUGAAAUCGUUUGUAUCGUAGGAGGGAGAAAGUUUUCUUUACACCCUUGACAAUAUAUCACACACUUUCUAAGAUCAUCAUAAUAUCAUUAAUGUGAAUUUAAACAACAUUGCUUGUUAGAAAAUAUGCUAAUUGCUAUGUUCCCAUUAUGUUUGCUUAGCUUUUAUUUGUUUUUCUAUGAACAUUUAGAGAGCUAAUUUUUUUCAAAGGUGAUUGUAAGUCAUAUUUUACAUAGCAUUUUGCUUGAUUAUUUGCUCUGUACUGAAUUUGUACUCUAUUGCCAUUAGAUCUUACAAUAAUGUUCCACUCUGCAAAUUUUUAAGGUUCAAAUAAAGUUUAAUUGUUUGCAAACUGUUAUGAUGCUAAUAAUUCAACAGCCUGCUGUGUUACUAAUGAAAUUACUUUGUUAUGAUUAAUUUGGAAAAUAGUGUGUUGAUUGUAGUAAUUAAGCACAACAAGGUGAAGUAAAUGAUUCUAAUGCCAUCUGGCCUCCAAACUGAAUGAAGAAAUGAAAUAGGACUGUCAUCUGAAUUUAUUCAAAGAAGUAGGGAUAAUACAAAUGACUUCAUUGCUAUAGGAUUUACAUUUAACCACAGCUCACUCCAUUCUGUUUUGCCACUUGGUUAUAUAUGACAGUUCCUUUUAUGAAAAAGAAUGUUGUUUCGCCUAGCAAUUGUUUUGAAUACUUUAUAUUAUUUUAAGUAGAUUAUUUUUAUCUUGUGCUAAUUUAAUUACAGAUAAUUAUAUAAAGUAUUAUGGGAUCAUAGAAAAUCACUUUUCAACCAUCUGUAGGUGAAAUCUCUGUAUAUGGAGGGUUUUUUUGCUAUUGGUAUUGAAUAUAGUCUUAGAGAUUCCAUUCAGUUGUUUCUAAAUAUUUCUAGACAAAACUCUUGUAGUUCUUAUGAUUCCACUUUUCCUAUGAUUUCUUCAGUGUAAGCUAUUGCUACUCACUUCAUAGAGUCUGGUUCCUACCCCCAGCCAGGGUCAUGAUUAAAAAUAGAACCCAGAGCUGAGUUAUAUAUGUUAUAUAUUAAAGAUCCAGAUUUGUAGUUCAGCCACUAUAAGAAAACUUACCCUAACAUACAUGUAGUUUAAAAUGUUGAACUUCAUCAGUGAGACUGAGUAAAGCAUUGUACGAAUUUUUGAAUCAUGCAAAGUACCUCUACAUUUCAGAUAAAUCAGUUAUUUAUAUUUCAGUUAUUGAACAAAUUUAUAGACACAAACUGCAUAGAGGUCACUUUUACUUCUCGAGUUCAGUAGACUCAAGGAUAUUGAAGAGCAAUCCAUAUGGUAAAGAAAGAGGUGGUGAAGAUUAAAAUAUGACCAUACCAUAGAAAACAUAGGUUCACUCAGAACUUGAAGGAAUGUAAUCGAUAUAUAACAUAAAAACAUUUGUUAAAAUGGCUUAGUUUGAAAAAUCCUGAGUAUUCUGAAAUUCAGAGAAAUAAGUGGUAUAUAUUUUUAAAUUAUCUCUCUACGAACGUAACCUACAUUCAGAUGCAUAACUUAAACAGUUGAUCCUCUGGAUUGGGAACAAGCAAUUUCUGGACAUCCUCAGCUUCAGCCAACAUCGUCAUCCACUGCCUUGUAGUUGAACUCUUUGAGAAUAUUUGUUAGGACCUCUGAUAAUGUAACAUUUUGCUUAUGAUGAAAUAAAUAUUUACACAACUAUUUGUAA